This is a messenger RNA of Pongo pygmaeus (Bornean orangutan), 7264 nucleotides long. It is a transcript of the gene SAMD4A, whose product is annotated as sterile alpha motif domain containing 4A. Gene Ontology annotation, biological process: negative regulation of translation; regulation of mRNA stability; nuclear-transcribed mRNA poly(A) tail shortening. NCBI's taxonomy places the organism in Eukaryota, Metazoa, Chordata, Mammalia, Primates, Hominidae. The transcript has 14 exons. Gene Ontology annotation, cellular component: P-body. The coding region runs from base 652 to 2916 and encodes 754 amino acids. Gene Ontology annotation, molecular function: translation repressor activity; protein binding; mRNA binding. The record is from RefSeq and is a predicted model, not a curated record.
CACCCCCGCGCCCCUUCGCAGCCGCAUUGCAAGUUUUCUGCGCGGGGAAGAUCUGUUGCUGGUGCUGGCGUUCUUAGGCACGGCGCCCGAGGCCACCCCAGGCGGGGCGUGAGGGGAGCACCAGCCGUUGGCAGCGGCAGCAACAGGAAGCCGCGGGGUCUCCUCCCGCACCUGGGAAGCAGGCUUCUCGCUGUUACCCGGUGGGGAAUAGCCCAUCUCCCGCAUCGGUGGUGAUCGCCGCUCAGGAAUGCGGGCGUGAAGGGUCCGAGUUGCCGCCCAGCGGGGAGGAGACCCCAGGACGCCGGAAAUCACCAUCCCGAAGCUGCAAGAAGGGGGGAGAAAGCAUUCUUCAUUCAGUUGUGUGCCUUGUGGGGGAUUUUUAAAAAGUCGUUAUUUUUUUUUUAAAGAAACAUUUCCGUGCUACUGUCUGUCAUCGUCUCUGGGGAAAUCAGCCAGAACCACCGGAACGUAACUGAAACCAGACAAGAGAGGCAGGAGCCCAGGCAGUACCUGCAGCGUCCAGGCACCAGAGCCACCUUGGAACGGGAACGCGUCUCCGGCCGCGGGGCUGCGGCUCCGCCAAACUUUGGGGCGGGUGGGGCGGGUUGGGGCGCCCAGGGGGCUCUGUAGACCGAGGGCGGCCCCCUAACCAUGAUGUUUCGCGACCAGGUCGGGGUGCUGGCGGGCUGGUUUAAGGGCUGGAACGAGUGCGAGCAGACUGUUGCGCUGCUGUCGCUGCUCAAGCGCGUGAGCCAGACCCAGGCCCGCUUCCUCCAGCUCUGCCUGGAGCACUCGCUGGCCGACUGCGCCGAGCUGCACGUCCUCGAACGCGAGGCCAACAGCCCUGGAAUCAUUAACCAAUGGCAACAGGAAUCCAAGGAUAAAGUGAUUUCCCUCCUGUUAACUCAUCUGCCUUUGCUGAAGCCAGGAAACCUCGACGCAAAAGUAGAAUAUAUGAAACUGCUGCCCAAAAUCCUGGCUCACUCUAUUGAACACAACCAGCACAUUGAGGAGAGCAGGCAGCUGCUGUCCUAUGCUUUGAUACAUCCAGCCACUUCAUUAGAAGACCGUAGUGCUUUAGCCAUGUGGCUGAAUCACUUGGAGGACCGCACAUCAACCAGCUUUGGUGGCCAGAACCGAGGCCGCUCAGACUCUGUGGAUUAUGGACAGACACACUACUAUCACCAAAGACAGAACUCCGAUGACAAGCUCAAUGGAUGGCAGAACUCUCGGGAUUCUGGGAUUUGCAUCAAUGCCUCCAACUGGCAGGACAAAAGCAUGGGGUGUGAGAAUGGCCAUGUGCCCCUCUACUCCUCCUCAUCUGUCCCCACCACAAUCAAUACGAUUGGAACCAGCACAAGUACAAUUCUCUCAGGCCAGGCACACCACAGCCCUUUGAAACGAUCUGUGUCCCUUACCCCACCCAUGAAUGUGCCAAACCAGCCUCUAGGACAUGGAUGGAUGUCUCAUGAGGACUUACGAGCUAGAGGACCCCAGUGCCUCCCAUCCGAUCAUGCCCCCCUGUCUCCACAAAGCAGUGUAGCCUCUUCAGGAAGUGGUGGGAGUGAACACUUAGAAGAUCAGACCACUGCUCGUAACACAUUCCAAGAAGAAGGUAGUGGGAUGAAAGAUGUUCCAGCCUGGCUAAAAAGCCUCCGCCUGCACAAAUAUGCCGCGCUUUUCUCCCAGAUGACCUAUGAGGAGAUGAUGGCCCUCACCGAGUGCCAGCUGGAGGCACAGAAUGUUACCAAAGGUGCAAGACACAAAAUUGUCAUCAGUAUUCAGAAGCUCAAAGAAAGACAAAAUCUCCUGAAGUCUUUGGAAAGGGACAUCAUCGAGGGGGGCAGCCUGCGCAUCCCGCUCCAGGAACUGCACCAGAUGAUCCUGACUCCCAUCAAGGCCUACAGCUCCCCGAGCACCACCCCCGAGGCUCGCCGCCGGGAGCCCCAGGCCCCGCGUCAGCCCUCACUGAUGGGCCCCGAGAGCCAGAUCCCCGACUGCAAAGAUGGGGCCGCAGCCACUGGCGCCACGGCCACCCCCUCGGCCGGGGCCAGCGGGGGGCUCCAGCCGCACCAGCUGAGCAGCUGCGAUGGGGAGCUGGCCGUCGCCCCCCUGCCGGAGGGGGACCUCCCCGGGCAGUUCACACGUGUCAUGGGGAAAGUGUGCACACAGCUCUUGGUCUCCAGACCUGAUGAGGAAAAUAUAAGUUCCUAUUUACAGCUCAUAGACAAGUGUCUAAUUCAUGAGGCAUUUACAGAGACACAGAAAAAAAGAUUGUUGUCAUGGAAACAGCAGGUGCAGAAGCUCUUUCGGUCUUUCCCUCGGAAAACCCUUCUAGACAUAUCAGGAUAUCGACAGCAAAGAAAUCGAGGCUUUGGGCAGUCCAACUCCCUCCCAACGGCUGGCUCUGUGGGCGGCGGCAUGGGCAGACGGAACCCGCGCCAGUACCAGAUCCCCUCUCGGAACGUCCCUUCCGCCCGCCUGGGCCUCUUGGGCACCAGUGGAUUUGUCAGCUCCAACCAGCGCAACACCACAGCUGCCCCCACCAUCAUGAAACAAGGAAGACAGAACCUGUGGUUUGCCAACCCCGGAGGCAGCAAUAGCAUGCCAAGCCGCACCCACAGCUCAGUCCAGAGGACCCGCUCGCUGCCCGUGCACACUUCCCCACAGAACAUGCUGAUGUUCCAGCAGCCAGGUUCCCAAGUUCAUGGUGGACUGUGUUUAACAGACCUUAGAGGUUGGUUGAGCCUGAGUGGAGCCCCUUCCAUGCCAGCGCUGACAGUCCCCAAGUCCUCCCAGGGAGAAUUCCAGCUUCCCGUGACUGAACCUGACAUCAACAACAGGCUGGAGUCGUUGUGCCUCAGUAUGACCGAACACGCCCUGGGAGAUGGGGUUGACCGGACCUCCACCAUCUAGAAGCCGAAGAUGAGAGUGACCGCGCUGGCCGUGAAAUCGACUGCUGCGGGUCCAGUGUCAGCCAUAUUCAGGGUUGCACAGAAUCCUCCAAGAUACUUUGCAGCCUUUUUUUCCUCUGGUCCCUCUCCCGUUUUGAUUUUGUGAGAGCGUAGCUCAUCCUCGUAAACAUAUCAGUAGACCUGGGGUUGGUUAUUUUGUCAUUUGUUUCUGUCAUGGGAUGGUUUGGUGUGUGGGGUGGGGAGGGGUCUCUAGGGAAUUAUGAGACUGGGAGGGGGGUGGAGGGAAUGCAGGUAGCUCUCUGGAUGGAAAGGGGCAGGGGAAAGAGUACUACCAUGAAAGAGAUAGGAGACACACAAGAGGACGGCAGAAGCCCUGGCCCUGGGGAGGCUUCUCGGAAGGCCUGGCUUCACAGGCAGGCCACAGAAGGAUAUCGCAGGCACGUGCACCCAAAGCAAGAUAGUGGCUUGCCUUUUAUAUCCAAUCCAAUCCUGAUUGGAUGUCCCUGAGGCCCCUGCUGGAAACAGCCAUAGGAGAGGGCCCAUGGCAACGGGGGAAAGGAAGAAAUUCCCUGCAACAAAACUUCAGCUAAACUUUGAUUUGUGUAUUGUUUACAUAAUAACUUUAAAGGGUACAUAAUGUGUAAAGAGCUUGGAUAGAACCUCUCUUCAUACUAUGGUUUUUGUAAAGGAUCUGUUGUUGUUAUGGAUUCAUUUUUUCCCUCUAUUUUUAUAAGAGCAGCAGAGUUGUCUUUUUAAAACGGCUGCUGAGCUCUGCUUCUUGGGAAGAUGGAUGCAGUCACGUAGGCCUGAGCUGUCCGUCUUUCACCGUUAGGCGGGAGGAGCGUGUGGGCGGACUUGAAGGACAUGGACGUGGCCGGAAUGAGCACAGCAUUGGGUGAGCGCACAAGGAUGAGGACAUCAUGUGAUCAGUUAUGGGUUUGCUCGCAGGGCACCCAGAGAUUCUCAAAGAAUCCUGCAGCCUCUUUCUGUGCUGGAUUUGCUUGUCACGGAGAGGCCUCCCUCCCUUUCCGCCCCACCCAUGGGGCAUUAUCCUGUCACUCCCAGCCUUGCUCCACACACACACAGGUGGGUACAAGUUCCACUGGAGGAGAAAAGGCGAGGACUUUUUCCCCUUGUGAGAGGUUUGAUACCCAGAAAAUGAGCUCAAAACCUUUACGUUAGGGUUGCUUGUAGGAACUCGAGCCUGGAGGCUGCAUCUACUUCUCCCGUCACUGCUGAGGGAGAGGAGGGGAGAAAGGCCCAGCAACAGUGUACAGAGGGUCAGUCAGCAAGUCCAGAGAGUGCAUGCAGGGAGAUGUUUGGCCCACAUGGCACAGCCCCGCCAUCUCCAGUGGGCGAUGAAAGAUGUAGGAAAGGUUGAUUUCACGAUGGAAAUGACAGCGCUAUCCGCACAGUGUGAAUUAGGGAUUUGCUGUGUUGGUUGAUUUCCUCCCCUCCCACGCAGAGGGGAGGAAAAAGACACUCGUUACUUGGUGGGAGAUUGAGAAACUGUGGUACCUACCACAAAGUAAUAGCUCUGUUUAUGAAGGGCAAGAAAGGCUACAUUUCAGAAUUUGACGCAGUGGAGGGUAUUAGAGGAAAUCAAAGAGGAGUUGUGUGGAAAAUCAGGUUGUGUAAAUGAAGGUAUGAAUGCUCAGCCAGAGUCAAGAUCAGGGAGAUGGUACAAGGCCUGUUUGUUACAUGGAUGAGUCGGGUGCCUUUUGUGUGUGUGUGAAGUCAGAGUUGAAAUUUAGAAGAUCAGACUAUGGAAAUCACUGCCCUUUUUUUUUUUUUUUUUUUAAAGCUAAUGAACUACAUACAGACCUAAAAGGCCUUAAUGAAAUCUGAACAAUUUUCUUUUACUUUCAAGAUCAAAAACAUACACCCAACCCAGCCUUGGAUGCCGCCACCAGGUUUUUGUAGUCCUUUUGAGUCUAAGAAGGUGAGAACAACGUAACCAUAGAAAGCCUUUCGUGAGCAGAGAAGGCUUGAAUCCACAAUUUCAUUCAUAAAAUUAAAAAAAAAAGGUUCAGACCUCUCCUUGGGUGACUAGGUUCUAAAGAUGCAAAUCCAUGUGCAGAAAGAGAUGGCAUUUUUUAGUUGAUUAUUUUUAACCAAGUGCCAUUAACAUUCAUCCCCCACAUCCCUUUUCUAAACAAGCUUAGUGUUACUUGGGGAAUGUGUUGGGAUGGAUGAUCACAUGUAAGGCAGGAAGAAUAGGUCAAAGGUUGAAGGCCAAAUGUAAGACCAGAGGGUUUGCGAAUGUGGGUUUGUAGGAUACUGAGAAAGUGAAUAAAGAGGAGAAAAAACCAUGGUAUUACACAUCUUGCUGAGAAAGGAAAGCAUUCGGAUCUGCUGCAAAAACACAUAUAUCCAUAAAGACUCAUGUUAUUCAGAAAACAGAUUGUGAACACAAUCACAUUCGCAUGAAUCCUUUAAAAGGAAGAAGACCUUAAAGUAUUUGCAAAUCUGAAUUUCUAUUUAUUCCUUCACUGAAUAUAGAAACAAUGGUUAUCUGAUUAUUAGAGAUAUUAUUUUGGAUAUGUUACUUAUUAACUUGCUAUGGCUGGUAACCAUGAUAAAGUCUGUUAUUAAUAACAACAUAAUUCUUUUUUUAAAGAAGAAAAGCUUAUUUUUCAUUGACAGUGUAUAGAUUUAUCUACUUAGUUGUGUUUUGCUAUUACUGUUUUAAUUUUUUUUUUUUAAGUUGAGUGUUUGAUAAAUUUUAAGACCCUGUCCCCACCUUGUUUUGAGUCCUGUGUUGAUUACAGGUAUACAGCUCAAUUUAAAAAUCCUAAAGCAAAAGAAUUUUAUUUAUAAAAGAAUCAAACAGUUGCAUGCAUAAGGCUGUGAAGUCAGAUAUUUAGUAAUAAAAGCAGCAGUGCCUUUUUUUGUAUUUGCCCAUUGACCCCCACCAAAUGCAACUGUUUUAUAUGAAGAAAAUAGUAACAAUUUUAAAAUCUCAGAGUAAAAUCUAUUUCACUACGUUUCUCCCCCUUGUUCUGAUUUAAGCAGUGUGUACUUGGCAUCUCUACAUUGUCCUAGGGACAGUGGUGUUCUACAAUAUUGUUAUCAUGUAUGAUGUUUUAUUGGUGCUUUUUAUUCAUAGUGGCUUCUUACCAGAAACAGUAGGAAGAAACACAUGAACUGUGUACAAGACAUGAAACAUUGCUGCUGAUAUGUUGUUUUUUCACAUGCUUUUGAGUUUUCAUUUUUUAAACGAGAGCCAGCAAGCAAAAUAGACGUGGCUGGGUCUGCCUGUCCGGGCGGCUCUUUGCACCAAGCUCUCAAAUCCUGUGUAUUGAGGGUUCCUUUUUGGUACUCAGGAUUGGAGCUACAGCUGGGCCCCCGUCUCCCAUUCGUUUGAAGAGACACUGAGGGAAACAAGGGUUUCUUUUGAGGUGUCCUUGGCUGCCUUUUACGGGAUGGGAGCCUUCUCCGGGUCUUUUGUUCUUCUGCACCUCUUGUAGCUACUGCCGGUGCAAGGUUGUAGAUGUGUAUUCCCCAGGAGCCUGGGCUGGGGGGCUGAGCUGGGCUGAAUGCAAAAGCAUGCAACCAGAAGGUGGGCAAGCGGAGGAAAAGCAGGCCUGGUCUCAUUGGUCCCCUGGAGAUGUCUGUAGCAGUCAGCUCCAGCUUGGGCCUGGGAAAGCAGCCUGACCAAGGCGCUCGGGCGUGCCUGUUACAGGAAGAACCUGCAGAAGGAUAAUUUGCACAUGGAGCUGUGAUAACACUAAUGUUGAUUUUUCUUUUUUUUUUACAAGUCAUCAGAGAUGUUUGCAAAGUGAGUUUUAUUUUUUUGUAAUUCCUUUAUCUUUACUUAAAGGUGAAUGUGUAUUCCUCUGGGAGGAAUAGGAAGAAAACAGGAAUGUUAAUAAUGUCGAACAGAAAACUUCCUCCCUUAUUAAUAUAUAAUCCUCAUGUAUUUAUGCCUAAUGUAAGCUGACUUUUAAAAAGCUUUCUUUUGUUGCAUGCCCUGUGCAGGCAUCUGUAUUGUACAUGCAUGCCUUUCGUCCUGUUUUCCUGUAUAAAGUUAGUGAACAAAGAAAUAUUUUUGCCUAGUUCAUGUUGCCAAGCAAUGCAUAUUUUUUAAAUUUGUCAUAUAUGGAAAGAGCAUGUUUGUUACAUGUAAAAGCUUUACUGAUAUACAGAUAUACUAAUGUUUGAAGAUGCUGUUCUUUGCAAGUGUACAGUUUUCAAAUGUUGUUACCAGUGAAACACCCUUGUGGUUUAAACUUGCUACAAUGUAUUUAUUAUUCAUUUCCUCCCAUGUAACUAAGAAUCAUGGCUAUAUUUCAUAUCAACGUUAUAUUGAAAGUGAAGGGAAAUGAUUAAUACAAGGUUUUGUAACA